Molecule: messenger RNA, 6551 nt
Organism: Gadus chalcogrammus (walleye pollock)
Lineage: Eukaryota; Metazoa; Chordata; Actinopteri; Gadiformes; Gadidae
Product: NLR family CARD domain-containing protein 3-like
Exons: 12
Coding region: 355-4209 (1284 amino acids)
Biological process (GO): regulation of apoptotic process
Molecular function (GO): protein binding
Source: RefSeq, a predicted model, not a curated record
CCGAAAGAACCACCGGGAAGGGGUGAGCGGAAGAUAGUAAAGGAACGUAUUGUUUCAUUAGUGCUGAGUUAGGUCUGGUACGGCUUUGCGUCAACUCGCUAGCUGGGAGUGGUGCGGCGGUUUUGAGCGCUCGUUGUGGAGUGAGUCUGGACGUCGGUGGAAGCGACGGGGGAAAGAGGCUCAACACGUGACUGUUACGAGGAAGGACGCUGUCCUGCGUGGUUGCCUGGAGCUGCCUUGGGACGUUUCGGGGAAAGUUUGCCCUUCCAGCCUUUGUACAUCCCGAAGUGCGAUCUCUGCUUCGGACGCCCAGAGCAGCAGAGAGCAGACUCCCCCGGACCCAGCUGUGUCUCCAUGGGGCGCUCAAAAAAGAAAAAAAAGAAAGAUGGUAAUCACCAACCUUCUAAGAAAAGAAGGAGGCAGCAGAGAGCAGACUCCCCCGGACCCAGCUGUGUCUCCAUGGAGCGCUCAAAAAAGAAAAAAAAGAAAGAUGGAAAUCACCAACCUUCUAAGAAAAGACACCAUGAGAGGUCAAAGGUUACCAGUGCUCAGUCUGUACAGCAGCAUCAACCAGAGCUGGCGAUGAACCAGGAGGAACUGGCCGACACACUGUGGGGCGCGGAGCUUCGAAGGAUCCGUUCUGAAUUUGUGAAGGGAGUUUCACGCGCAGUUAUCAAAGGUCUCCUGGAUGACCUUUAUCAUCAUGAAGUGUUCAGUUCUGAGGAAAAGGAUUCUGUGAUGGAGGAGCAGAGGGGCAGAGCGGACCGAGCACGUGGUCUGAUCGACAUGGUGAUCGCUAAAGGGGAGAGAGCAAGUCAGAUGAUGAUCGAUAUUUUUAAGAAGAGGGACAAACUAUUAUGCUCCACCCUGGGUCUGAUGUCUUCUCCUGCUGGUGUGGGAUCUGCUGUCGAGUGCCAACAUAAAAUCAAGUCUCGUAUAAAGGAGAAUUCCUGCUGUGUGUUUGAGGGAAUCGCUAAACCAGGACAUUCAACACCUCUGAAUGACAUCUACACAGAGCUCUUCAUCACACAGAGAGGCAGUGGAGAGGUCAACAAGGAACAUGAGGUCAGACUGACUGAAGCAGCUUUCAGGAAACCAUUCAAGGAGGAAACACCAAUAAAAUGUGGAGACAUCUUCAAACCCUUACCUGGAAAAGAUAAAUCAAUCCGGACAAUAAUGACAACUGGAGUGGCCGGCAUUGGUAAAACCAUCUUAACAAAAAAGUUCACCCUGGACUGGGCUGAAGACAAAGCCAACCAAGAAAUACACUUCACGUUUCUCUUCACUUUCAAAGACCUGAAUUUACUAAAAGGGGAAGAAUUUAGCUUGGUGGAACUUCUUCAUCAUUCCUUUAUUGAGACCAAAGAAGCAGGAAUCUGUAGAUAUGACCGGUUCAACGUUGUCUUCAUCUUGGAUGGUCUGGAUGAGUGUCGACUUCCAUUGGACUUCCAGAACAACACAAUCUGGACUGAUGUCACAAAGUCCACCACGGUGGACGUGCUGCUGACAAACCUCAUCAAGGGCAAACUACUUCCCUCUGCUCGCAUCUGGAUAACCACACGCCCUGCGGCAGCCAAUCAGAUCCCUGCUGAGUGUGUUGACAGGGUGACAGAGGUGAGGGGGUUCACCGACUCACAGAAGGAGGAGUACUUCAGGAAGAGAUUCAGAGACGAGGCACUGGCCAACACAAUCAUCUCCCACGUCAAGAAAUCCCGAAGCCUCCACAUCAUGUGUCACAUCCCAGUCUUCUGUUGGAUCACUGCUACAGUUCUGGAGGACAUCUUAAAAACAUCCAAGAGAGGAGAAGAGAUGCCCAAGACCGUGACUCAGAUGUACAGCCACUUCCUGAGGGUUCAGUCCAUACAGGGGGACAGAAAGUACCAUGACCAAGGACCAAGGAGAUCUGAAACAGAUCCACACUGGAGUUCAGAGAGCAACGAGAUCAUCGUUUCUUUGGGAAAACUGGCUUUUAACCAGCUGGAGAAAGGCAACCUGAUCUUCUACGAGGAAGACCUGGCAGAGUGUCACAUCGAUAUCAAAGAAGCCUCAGUGUACUCAGGAGUGUUCACCCAGAUCUUUAAAGAGGAGUUUGGGCUUUACCAGGCCAGGGUGUUCUGCUUUGUCCAUCUGAGCCUCCAGGAGUUUCUGGCUGCCCUUUAUGUCUUUCUGUCGUUCAUCAACAAUGGUGUCAAUCUGCUCUCAGAAAAACCACCCACCUUUGGGGAAGAUAAACUCCUCCUCCUCUACCAGAGUGCUGUGGACAAGGCCUUACAGAGUAAGAACGGACACCUGGACUUGUUCCUCCGCUUCCUCCUGGGCCUCUCUCUGGAGACCAAUCAGAUUGUCCUACGAGGUCUGCUGGGACGGACAGGAACUAGCUCACUGACCAAUACAGAAACGGUGUCUUACAUCAAGGAGAAGAUAGAUGGAGAUCUCUCUCCAGAGAGAAGCAUCAAUCUGUUCCACUGUCUGAAUGAGCUGAACGACCGUUCUCUAGUGAAGGAGAUCGAACAGUCCCUGACAUCAGGAAGUCUCUCCGGAAAAUAUCUCUCUCCUGCUCAAGUGUCAGCUCUGGCCUUCAUCCUACUGACAUCAGAAGAGGAGCUGGACGUGUUUGACCUGAAGAAAUACUCUGCUUCAGAGGAGGGUCUUCUGAGGCUGCUGCCAGUGGUCAAAGCCUCCAAAACAUCUCUGCUCAAUGGCUGUCGUCUAUCAGAGGAAUGCUGUGAAGCUCUGGCCUCAGUUCUCAGCUCCAGCUCUAGUCUGAGAGAGCUGGACCUGAGUUCCAAUAAUCUACAGGAUUCCGGAGUGAAGCUGCUCUCUGCUGGACUGGGGAGUCCACACUGUACACUGGUAACUCUCAGGCUCAAUGGCUGUGAUCUGUCAGAGAGAUGCUGUGAAGCUCUGGCCUCAGUUCUCAGCUCAGACUCCUGUAGUCUGAGAGAGCUGGACCUGAGUACCAAUGAUCUGCAGGAUUCAGGAGUGAAGCUGCUCUCUGCUGGACUGGGGAGUCCACACUGUACACUGGACACUCUCAGGCUCAAUGGCUGUCAUUUGUCAGAGAGAUGCUGUGAAGCUCUGGCCUCAGUUCUCAGCUCCAACUCCUCUCGUCUGAGAGAGCUGGACCUGAGUACCAAUGAUCUGCAGGAUUCAGGAGUGAAGCUGCUCUCUGCUGGACUGGGGAGUCCACGCUGUACACUGGAAACUCUUAGCUUGUCUGGCUGCCUGGUCACACAGGAAGGCUGUGCUUCUCUGGCCUCAGCUCUGAGCUCCAACCCCUCCCAUCUGAGAGAGCUGGACCUGAGCUACAAUCACCCAGGAGACUCUGGAGCUGCGCUGCUCUCUGCUGGACUGGAGGAUCCACGCUGGAGACUGGACACUCUCAGUGUGGAGCACGGUGGAGUGUGGAGGCUGGAACCAGCUCUAAAGAAGUAUGCCUGUGACUUCACACUGGACCCCAACACGACCUACAGAGAACUCUCUCUGUCUGAGAACAACAGGAAGGUGAUGUGGGGUGGAGAGGACCAGUCGUAUCCGGAUCACCCAGACAGAUUUGACUCCCAGCCCCAGGUGUUGGGUAGAGAGGCUCUGACUGGCCGCUGUUACUGGGAGGUAGAGUGGGAAGGAUGGGUUGGUAUAGGAGUGACAUACAGAGGAAUCACAAGGAGAGGAGAGGGUGAUGACAGCUGGCUUGGAGGGAACAACAAGUCCUGGGGUCUUUAUUGUUCUGAUAGUGGUUACUCUGCCCGGUACAACGGUAGACAUACAGUCCCCCCUCUCCCCCUCGCUGGCUCCACCAGAGUAGGAGUGUAUCUGGACCGGCCUGCUGGCUCUCUGUCCUUCUACAGAGUGUCCCCAGGUGGAGGAGGGUCCUCAGACACACCGACACACCUCCAUACCUUCCGCUCCUCCUUCACCCAGGAGGACCUCCUCCCGGGGCUCUGGUUAGGGGUGUUCAAAAGAUUGGGGGAGGUCUCAUUGUCCUUCAGCCGGGGGUCCUCCAGGCGGUCCCCCAAGUCGGGGGUCGACUCCUCAGAGUCUCCCUCCUGGGCCCCCAGGUGGGGGGUCGACUCCUUAAUGUCUCCCUACUGGGCCCACAGGUCGGUGAUCGACUCCUUAAUGUCUGCCUACUGGGUCGACUCCUCAGAGUCUCCCUCCGGGGCCCCCAGGUCGGGGGUCGACUCCUCAGCGUCUCUGUGUCGGUUAUAGACACACACAGGACCUCCUCCCUGGGCUCUGGGGGGGGGCCUCGUGUGUGUGUGUGUGUGUGUGUGUGUGUGUGUGUGUGUGUGUGUGUGUGUGUGUGUGUGUGUGUGUGUGUGUGUGUGUGUGUGUGUGUGUGUGUGUGUGUGUGUGUGUGUGUGUGUGUGUGUGUGUUAGCAUGCGUGCAUGCGUUAUUCGAUUGCCUGGUAACCAUGGUUACUAAUAUUCAUACUGUUUCGAUAAUACAUUUGAUAGUAUUUCCCAUCUUUUCUGAGGAAGAGUUUUGUUCUAAAGUUUUGUUCAAAAGUCAAGCCCGGGCUAUGGAAGUGUUCCGGUACCACUGUCAUGCACCGACCCGAUGUCAAGUGGACCGGGUUGAAUUCACUGCGGGUCUCUCUUCUUAUAUCCAUCUCACCAAAGAUAUUUUAUUACUGUCCUUCUCAACACUCUCUGAUUUCACUAAAAGGCUGGCAGCACAUCACAGCAAUAACGACGAGAUGCGCUGUGCGUAGAGAAGAAAGAAUACCGACGUUGAAUUUGCAACUUGUUGCAACAAAAUAUUCUAAAUCUGCCCAUAUAUGGACACGCCAGAAUUAUAUGGUUCUCCCUCGCUACAAUUCUGCAUCUGUGGCUGCUGGUAAUUUAACCUCAAAGAAGUAUACUCUACGGAGCUAUUUUCAUCAUUAUUAUUAUUAUUAUUUAUUUUUUGCCGGCACAGCGAUCCGGGGCUAUUCCCAAAAGAUCCGGGGCUAUAGCCUCGAAUGCUCGAAUGCUAUAGCCUCGAAUGGGUUCUUCAAUCUGAUUGGUAGUCACACUGGAAAUUAGUUUUCCCCCCUUUUCAGUGAUAAUGUUCCCCGUUUUGAUCUCGGACGUCCGGUCACUUUAUAUCAAAUACCAGAAUAUUCUAUUACUGUUAAGCCCACUAGGAAUACUAAAACAAGCCGAAACAUGUGUCCUGUAUCCUAGCUACAUGUAUGACCGGUGAAAGAAAGAAACCGUGUGAACAUCAGGUUGGUAACUGAAUGCGCUGACAGUUCACACCACACACGCAUCUAUGAACACACACACGCAGAUAUGAACACACACACUUACUCAGAUAUGAACACACACACGCAGAUAUGAACACACACACUUACUCAGAUAUGAACACACACACGCAGAUAUGAACACACACACUUACUCAGAUAUGAACACACACACGCAGAUAUGAACACACACACUUACUCAGAUAUGAACACACACACUUACUCAGAUAUGAACACACACACGCAGAUAUGAACACACACACUUACUCAGAUAUGAACACACACACACGCAGAUAUGAACACACACACGCAUGGAUUACACACACACAUGUAUAUAUAAACACACACACACACUGGGUUUUGGUGAUUUAUAUUCAUGGACUCAACUAUAAUCCAAAUGCUACAUUUUGUUUGGCUUCUUAAAGUUGAUCUUGAUUAACCCUGAAAAUAAGAGACUUUUAAGAUCUUCCAUCAGGUUAACUUAGUUGGUUUUACAAAGACUAUAUUUCUAAUGUCAAAUGUAUUUUAAUUAUUGAUUGAUGGUAAAUUGUAACAUUUUUAAACUACAAUAUUGUGUCUAUUUUCAGACGUUAAUAGUUUCAUACGGCGGGGCUCUGAUAUCAGUUUAUAUUUUGAUAAGCCUCACAUGAUGUAAAGCAGAUUUUAUAUUAUAUUCAUAAUGCAAGCGGUCUAUGGGAAAAGCUAUAGAUCAUGUUGUGACGACUUUAAACUGAGUAUUGAUUCCUUGUGUUCUGUGGGGAACAACACAGCAGCAGAACAUGUUCAGUUAUCAAAGAUAUGUGCACACCUGUUUAUGAUUAGUAAUGUCUGCUGCUUCUGUUGUUUGAGUCCUUGUGUUUAUUGUGUUCAUGUAAGGGACUGUUCUUCUAUUGUUUGAGUUUUUUGUUUAUUGUGUUCAUGUAAGGGACUGUUCUUCUAUUGUUUGAGUCCUUGUGUUUAUUGUGUUCAUGUAAGGGACUGUUCUUCUAUUGUUUGAGUCCUUGUGUUUAUUGUGUUCAUGUAAGGGACUGUUCUUCUAUUGAUUGAGUCCUUGUGUUUAUUGUGUUCAUGUAAGGGACUGUUCUUCUAUUGUUUGAGUCCUUGUGUUUAUUGUGUUCAUGUAAGGGACUGUUCUUCUAUUGAUUGAGUCCUUGUGUUUAUUGUGUUCAUGUAAGGGACUGUUCUUCUAUUGUUUGAGUCCUUGUGUUCAUUGUGUUCAUUUUGAGGGUCUGUUUUUCUGUUUGGUUAAUAAAGCAUAAUGGUGAGAAACAACUCAGUGGAUCCACUGAAUGUUCUCUUGUGUUCAGCAGAGGAUCAGUUUAC